Molecule: messenger RNA, 1449 nt
Organism: Lineus longissimus
Lineage: Eukaryota; Metazoa; Nemertea; Pilidiophora; Heteronemertea; Lineidae
Product: sulfotransferase 1C2A-like
Exons: 2
Coding region: 136-1041 (301 amino acids)
Biological process (GO): sulfation
Cellular component (GO): cytoplasm
Molecular function (GO): sulfotransferase activity
Source: RefSeq, a predicted model, not a curated record
GAUAAGAUAGCAUGGCCGGGAUAAUACAAGCAUAUUAAAUUCGAUUGGUGUCGGGUUUUUGUCUUCGUAAGCUCUGCAAAGACAUAACACCGAAGACAUAACACCGAGCUGAUUUGUACAACCAGACAUUGAACAAUGGAAAAUGCUAGUUUCGACCCCUUAUCCUAUCGGAUUCCAGAAGGGCACAAGUAUAAGGGGAUGCUUCUGGAGAAAUGUAUGUACGAAUGGCAAAUGAAGAAAGUCGAGAGCCUGGAAUAUGCCCCCGACGAUAUGAUUGUGGCGUCUUAUCCAAAAUCAGGAACCACCCUCACGCAAGAAAUGGUGUACUUGGUACGGCAUGACGGUGAUACCGACAAGGCUGGGAACGAGCUCAUCACCAAGCGGGUACCAUUUCUAGAAGCACUUACUGCUGAUGAAAACUGUCUCGCCGAAAAACUGAGCAAAAUGGAGCACCCUCGUACUUUCAAGGUCCACUCUAAUGUUGAGGUAAUGGAGAAUGCAGUUUUGUCACAGAAGACCAGGGUUGUGUACGUCAUGCGAAAUCCAAAAGAUACGUUGGUAUCCUUGUUUUAUUUCUACAGAAUUAACAAAGGAUUAGGAAACUUUCCCGGCACCUGGAACCAGUUCUUUGACAUGGCAAUGGCAGAUUUUGAUAAUAUGUUAUUUGGCAACAUGCUUGAUCACUUCUCUGGGUGGUGGAGCCUGCGACACCUUCCUAACGUCUUGAUCACGCGGUUUGAAGAUUUGGUCCGGAAUCCUGAGCAAGAGAUCGCAAGAAUAGCGGAAUUCUGUGGGAAAGAUGGCAUGUCUGAGGAAACUAUAGACAAAAUCACCCAAGCAACAAGAUUUGAUACGAUGAAGAAGAAUCCUAAAACAAAUUACCAAUCUUCAGAUGCCAUGGAUAUGAGUGUAGGUCAAUUUAUGAGAAAAGGGAUCAUCGGUGAUUGGAAGAAUCAUUUUACCGUUGCACAGAAUGAAACAUUCGAUAGACUUAUCCAGGAGAAGUUGACGGGGACUGGGUUGGAGUUCUGCUACGAGUGAUGAUGAAUCGUUACCUAUGGUGCAUUAUUACACAGAGAUUUUUAUUAUCGUUUCUUUCCUCUCGAGCAAGCUACCUGGUUUCGGGAUGCUGAGUAAUGAAUUCGUGUUGGCAAAAUGUAUUUACUUGGUCAAGUAAAAGGUAAACAUACCCUUGAUAAAUUAUUUGAGAGACUCUGGUGACGUAUAGAAUAUAAUCAGGAAAUAGACAUAAAAUAGGAAACAACAAUCUUAUGAGGAGCGGGCUUUUUUCAGUCGAUAUUUGAAACAAUAAACUUGAAAUUCUUUGCACGAUUGACUUGCAGAACCUCUCUUUUCUUUCAUGCAUGACCACUCGCCCAAAAGAGCUACUACUACCGCAUCAACAUUCAAAUUCUUCGUGUUGUCUGGUCAAUUUGACAAAAGCCAGCG